Hyphopichia burtonii NRRL Y-1933 is the source of this 515-nucleotide messenger RNA. It is a transcript of the gene DAD2, whose product is annotated as Dad2p. Bases 49 to 429 code for a protein of 126 amino acids. Gene Ontology annotation, cellular component: mitotic spindle midzone; mitotic spindle; DASH complex. NCBI's taxonomy places the organism in Eukaryota, Fungi, Ascomycota, Pichiomycetes, Serinales, Debaryomycetaceae. Gene Ontology annotation, biological process: mitotic cell cycle; attachment of spindle microtubules to kinetochore. The transcript has a single exon. The record is from RefSeq and is a predicted model, not a curated record.
GUUCAAUACUUCGAUUUUGGUAGUUUGUUAACCUAGGAUUUGCAGAAUAUGAGUGAUAAACCUCCAAGGACUGUUCAGCAGAAGAUUGAGCAAAAGAGGGCAGAACUAGAAUACUUACAGGAAAUACACAAGAUAACAGAUGUGCUAACGAAUCAACUUGAUGAUCUUGAUUCAAAACUAGAAGUGAUGUCAGAUGGUGCAGAAAGUGCUGCAUUGGUGCUAUCUAAUUGGCAGAAUGUUGUGAAAUCGGUUUCGUUGGCCUCGUUGGGGUUGAUGAAGUAUACGGCCAAGGAUUAUGAGACGCAGACACCAUUACCUGAAUGUUUGGUAAGAAUAAAAUUAGAUAAAGACGAUCCCAUCGAUAAUGAAAACGCUGACAGGUCAGAGCUGGAACUUGAGCCUUCUGAAGCAGACUUUACGAAUGAAUAGCUUUUUCUCUCGCUUCUACAAAUCCAAAAUUCCUGUACUAUAUGAUGUACUUUUAUUAAAAAUUAAUAUACAGAAACACAAGUAUG